AUGAGAGCUCUUGAAUGUCGGCCAAGUACAGACCACACGCACAGGGCUCUUGUAUCUAUCUGCACCACAGGUUAUAAAUCAACGCUUUAUUCAUCGAAAGAAACAGUUCGUGGGAUAACAUUGGGUCAUGGUUGCACAAGCCACACCUGGCGACCCUCACCAAACAAAAGAGAAAAUCUAGCUAACUUGUGGUGCAAGAACGAGGCUGGGAACACGGCCCUUCAUCUGGCGGCGAGGCUCGGCCAUGGCGCAGCAGUCGAGGCUAUGGUCUCCGCGGCGCCGGGGCUAGCCUCUGAGGUCAACAACGCCGGCGUGUCGGCGCUCUACUGGGCGGUGAUAAGCAGGUCGGUGCCAGCCGUCAGAUCGAUAACGACCAGGUGCGGCAACGCGUCAGCUGCUGGCCUGAGUUCGCAGAAUGCUCUGCACGCCGCCGUCUUCCAGGGCUCAGAAAUGGUGAGGCUGCUAUUGGAGUGGAUGCCAUGUGGCCCAUCCCUGGUUAGCCAAGUCGACGACACCGGCAGCACUCCGCUUCAUUUUGCUUCGCCCACCGGUGACCACCUCUCCGUCGCUGUGCCGCCGUGCGUGGUGCGCAUGCGGGACUCCGGCGGCCUCUCUGCUCUCCAUGUCGCGGCGGGGAUGGGCCACGACCACGUCGCCGAGGCGCUGAUCAAGGCCUGCCCCGACGCCGCCGAGCUCCGGGACGACCGCGGCGGGACCUUCCUGCACGCCGCGGCCAGGGGAGGCCACCUCAAGGUGGUGCGGCUGGCCAUCAAGAAACGGACGCUGCGCGGCCUCCUGAACGCGCAGGACGGGGACGGCAACACGCCUCUCCACCUGGCGGUGGCCGCGGGCGAGCCGGCCAUCGCGGAGGCCCUGAUGGGGAAGGGCAAAGUGCGGGACGACGUCAUGAACAACGAUGGCCAGAAGCCGCUGGACCUCGCCGUGAGAUCGACUAGCUUCUUCUCCAUGGUCAGCCUGGUGGCGACGCUGGCCGCGUUCGAAGCGCAGUCCCGUCCCGAGAGGCGGGACCGCGUGCAGCAGUGGGACGGCCGCGAGAUAACGAAGGCGAUAGAGAAGACGUCCGACAGCCUUGCGGUGAUCGCCGUCCUCGUUGCCAGCGUCGCCUUCACCGCCGCCAACAACCUGCCCGGGUCGUACGAGCAGAGCAGCGGCGGCACCGAUCCGGAGGGGAAGGAGGUGAUCAAAGGCAUGGCGGUCCUCCAGCACGAGGCCAUCUUCAAGUGCUUCCUCAUCCUGGACAGCUUCGCCCUGGUGACCUCCGUGCUCGCGGUGGUGCUGCUCCUCUACGGCAAGGCGUCGCGCUCGGCCGGGUCGUGGAAGACCUUCGGGGCGGCCCUGCACUGCCUGUGGCUUUCCAUGGUAAGCAUGGUCCUGGCGUUCUACGCGGCCCUGGCCGCUGUCACGAGCACAGCGGCGGUCCGCGGCAUCGCCUACAACAUCAUACGCAAUGCCCUUUUCGUGCUGUUAGCCGUGGUCUCGCACUUCGUCAGCCCUCGGGUGUCGUCCCGCACACUAUCCAAGUACCUGUGGCAUAGAGGAUGUCACAGUGUCAUCGUGCAGCAAUAUCCACUCGUCGGCGCUUUCUUGCGCAAUCUGAUUCUGUUCAGGGUUGCAAAUUAUGUUGUAGUGCUUGUGGGCGUUACCACGGUCUUAGCACUUCGGUGACCGUGUGGCAAA
Messenger RNA from Triticum dicoccoides, 1698 nucleotides. RefSeq names its product ankyrin repeat-containing protein At2g01680-like. Gene Ontology annotation, cellular component: plasma membrane. The coding region runs from base 1 to 1686 and encodes 561 amino acids. The record is from RefSeq and is a predicted model, not a curated record. Gene Ontology annotation, molecular function: protein binding. Lineage: Eukaryota; Viridiplantae; Streptophyta; Magnoliopsida; Poales; Poaceae. The transcript is spliced from 3 exons.